Molecule: messenger RNA, 1242 nt
Organism: Dictyostelium purpureum
Lineage: Eukaryota; Evosea; Eumycetozoa; Dictyosteliales; Dictyosteliaceae
Exons: 1
Source: RefSeq, a predicted model, not a curated record
UUACCAAAUAGUCUCACAACACUCACAUUCGGAAAUAAAUUUGACCAAGUAGUUCCACUUGGCACAUUACCAAAUAGUCUCACAACACUCACAUUUGGUGAUAAUUUUAACCAAGAAGUUCUACCGGGCUCAUUACCAGACAGUCUCACAAAGCUCACAUUCGGUCGUGGUUUUACCCAUGUGUUUCAAUCCGGCACAUUACCAAAUAAUCUUACAACACUCACAUUCGGCUCUAGAUUUAAUGAUGUAGUUCUACCCGGAAUAUUACCAAAUAAUAUCACAACACUCACAUUCAGUGAUUGUUUUAACCAAGUAAUUCUACCUGACUCAUUUCCAAACAGUCUUACAACGCUCACAUUCGGUUAUUGUUUUAACCAAGUAGUUCAACCCGGAACAUUACCAAAUAAUCUCACAUCACUCACAUUUGGUCAUUAUUUUAAACAAGUAGUUCUACCAGGCUCAUUACCAAAUAGUCUCACAACACUCACAUUCGGAACUAAAUUUAACCAGGUAGUUCUACCUGGCUCAUUACCAAAUAGUCUCACAACACUCACAUUCGGUUAUGAUUUUAACCAAGUUAUUCUACCUGACACAUUACCAAAUAGUCUCACAACACUCACAUUCGGUUAUGAUUUUAACCAAGUAAUUCUACCGGGCACAUUACCAAAUAGUCUCACAACACUCACAUUCGGAACUAAAUUUAACCAAGUAGUUCUACCUGGCACAUUACCAAAUAGUCUCACAACACUCACAUUCGGAACUAAAUUUAACCAGGUAGUUCUACCUGACACAUUACCAAAUAGUCUCACAUCACUCACAUUCGGUGAUAAUUUUAACCAAGUAGUUCCACCGGGCAUAUUACCAAAUAUUCUUAGAACACUCACAUUCGGUUAUGAUUUUAACCAAGUAGUUUCACCGGGUUCAUUACCAAAUAAUCUCACAACACUCACAUUCGGUAAUGAUUUUAACCAAGUAGUUCUACCUGGCACAUUAGCAAAUAAUCUCACAACACUCACAUUCGGUCAUCGUUUUAACCAAGUGGUUCUACCUGACACAUUAACAAAUAGUCUCACAACACUCACAUUCGGUGAUGAUUUUAACCAAGAAAUUCUGCCCAGCUCAUUACCAAAUAGUCUUAAAACACUCACAUUCGGUCGUGAUUUUAAUCAAGAAGCUCCACCCGGUUUAUUAACAAAUAAUAUUUCAAGGCUCAUAUUUGGUGAUAAUAUUAACCAAUUGUAA